AUGGUGAUAAAAGAUGAAUACGUUCAUCCUCAGCAUCCCCUGUCAACCCGCCCUAAGGUCAACACGGAGAAGUUGUGGGACAUGAAACUUGUUCAGGCGAUAUCUCCUCUUCCUGCAAUAGAAAGAUCUGCUGGAGUGACAUUUUCGACUAGGAAUGGACCAGCAAAGUUUUAUGGAAUAUCAGCUGAUUUGGAUGUUUAUCAGCUUUCCGGUAUAUCGGAUGAUCAAAUAAGCUCAACACAAAUCAUUGUCAGUAAAGGAGAAACAGGCCCUAUGGCAUACCACAAUGUCUUACAAGCUGGGUUUCAUGUUAAUCACGCAGUUGAAGGAGACAGCUUUACUCACUUCUUCGCUCAUUGGACUUCAGAUGGGAAUCAGAAAACUGGUUGCUUCAACUUCCUUUGCCCUGGAUUCAUCCAAACAACUGAAAGGUUGUCUCCAGGCCAAGUUUACACUCUGAGCGCCUUGAACCUCAAUAUAUUUAGGGAUCGACAUUCGUUGAACUGGAUGCUCUACAAUGGCGAAGAACCGAUUGGCUACUGGCCGAGGGAGCUCUUCAAUAACAUGGAAGAUUCUUCUCAGAUUCAACUGAGUGCAACUGUUAGCUCUCCUAUCGAUAAGCCUAGUCCUCCGACGGGCAAUGGGCAACUUGGUGGAGCAUCUUUUAGGAGGAUCACCAUUACGGAUGGGCAGUCUAUUCCAUACCCAAAAUCCGUCUACAAUGCAGUAACAUUCAAUGAUCUCGACAAACCCUUUUAUGAUGCCGAAUACAAUGGAGAUUGCUGCUUGUUUUACGGUGGCCCGGGAGGAUGGAGGCCACCGACAUAA
This is a messenger RNA of Zingiber officinale, 828 nucleotides long. RefSeq lists its product as uncharacterized. NCBI's taxonomy places the organism in Eukaryota, Viridiplantae, Streptophyta, Magnoliopsida, Zingiberales, Zingiberaceae. The record is from RefSeq and is a predicted model, not a curated record. The transcript is spliced from 6 exons. The coding region runs from base 1 to 828 and encodes 275 amino acids.